Molecule: messenger RNA, 1224 nt
Organism: Bolinopsis microptera
Lineage: Eukaryota; Metazoa; Ctenophora; Tentaculata; Lobata; Bolinopsidae
Exons: 4
Coding region: 1-651 (216 amino acids)
Biological process (GO): translation
Cellular component (GO): ribosome
Molecular function (GO): structural constituent of ribosome
Source: RefSeq, a predicted model, not a curated record
AUGGCACUGCGCCUCUCCUUAACCCGCCUCGCUAAACCUAUCUGUGCAAGUAUCAACUCCCAAAUUGUAGCCACUAAUUACACCAGCAAACCACCAGAGAUACCGAGCAAAGCAGUGUUAGUAUCGAACAAAAGUAACGAAGCUCCGCCCCUUGUUCCCUCCCGUAACCCUAACAUCGGACUAGAUGAAGGUUGUUGGCUUUGUCAGAACAACCUACAAGACUUUGACUACAGAGAUGUGCUUGUUUUGGAACAGUUCAUCAGAGACCAGAAGAUGAAAACAGCAGAGGAGCUGGGUGUAUGUACCAAAAUGCAACGCAAGCUAAAAUCAACAAUUCGUAAAGCCAUGAAACACAGGUUACUACCAGAAGAUAUCUUAUCUGAGGGGGAGUAUUGGUCAUUAGGCCCCGAGCGCUCUCAGCCGAUAUACCACGACACUGAAGAAGAAUAUGGCAUUAAGUUUGCUGAUCUGUACCCUGAUGAGCAGAAGUACCGAAACUUCAGGCUAGGUCCCAUUGUUCACCGGAUAAGCAAGCACCCUGUGAGUGACAGCCCCAAGUGUCUGGGGUGGCAUCACUUUAGGAAAAGUGAGAAAUCUUACCGCAGCAAACACUGGAAAAGGCAUCUCAGGGAAAGAGAAAACAUUAAAUAGUUCUUAUCUCGAAGUGUUCGUGGCCUUGUUUACAAUACUUUCAGUUAAUUUGUUAGUUUUACGUCGUGAUCUGAGCUCGCACGUACAACGUACGACUCAAACUGAAAACGUUACAGUUUUGGUUCUCUGGAUUUGGAGACAUAAUUAUAUUAAACGCGGACUUUAGAUAUAUGUAAACUGUUUUUUCUGGUCGAAGCUCGUACUUCGUUGUUAGUUCUAAUCGAGUAGCUGUAGAAUUUUCAAACAUCAAAGUAACUUCAUUUGCAAUUUGACUGAGUCCAUUUGAAAUUCCUUCCAGCAUAUUUUUACAUUAUGUUAACAAUAACAUCCGAUCCCACUAAAUCGCUCGCCUCAAUUUUUUUAAAUUAUUGUGAAAAGGCCCUGAGUGUAUGACAAUGGCUUAACGUUGCCUGUUGGCGAGCGAAUUAGUAAUAUCCAUUAACAUCACUAGCUAGGGCUUACCAUAAAGAGAUGAUAGAAGGUCAGGGACCAGGGUGGGAACUUCUAACUAACUUAUUGCAAAUUCAUGUUUUACUUUGUGUAAACUUCAUUUCUUGAUUGAAUGCUUUACCC